CGCCCCCGAGGGCGCCGGGCGCGGCGAGAGGAUGCCGAAGCCGACGCUGCUGCUGCGCGGGGGCUGGGAGCGUGAGCGCAGCCCCGGGGACUCGGAGCUGGGCCGCCAGUUCCGGGACUGGUGCCUGCGCACCUACGGCGACUCGGCCAAAACCAAGACUGUGACACGCAGCAAAUACCAGCGGAUAGCCGAGGUCCUGCAGGGCGGCGGCGGGACCGGCGCGGGCAGCGGCCCGGCGGCCGGCGAGAAAGGCAAGUUCCAGUUCUGGGUGCGCUCCAAGGGCUUCCGCCUGGGCAGCGGCCGGGAACCCAAGAUGGGCCAAGUGGUGUAUGUGCCGGUCAAGACGGGCUCGGGGGCAGAUGGCCUGUCGGAGCCCGAGGGCAUCUCUCUGAAGCGGGUUGCUGUGGUGGAAGAUUUCUUUGACAUCAUCUACUCGAUGCACGUGGAGAGCUCCGCAGAGCCAGGCAAAGCCCCCAAGCACGCUGGGCAGAAGAAAACCUACCGAGCGAUCGCGGAGACCUACGCCUUCCUCCCCAGAGAGGCUGUGACUCGGUUCCUCAUGAGCUGCACGGAAUGUCAGAAGAGGAUGCACUUUAACUCCAGCGGCCCGGAGCCCAAAGAGAACGAGCCUCCAUCCCCUCUGGUGUCUGGCAUUAUUGACUACAACAUGCCCCUCACCUCCACCUACUUGAAGCAGAUGAAGCUGCGAGUGAUGAACUCUCAGGAGCAGGAUGAAACCUCUGUGAGCAGUGAGGAUUUUGAUAUGAAUGACUCCACAUGGAUGUCAGCUGACCCCCACCUGGCCUCCAGCCUGAGCCCCAGCCAGGAGGAGAGGAUGCGGAGCCCGCAAAACCUCCAUAGCCAAGAGGACGACGACUCCUCCUCUGAGAGCGGCAGCGGCAAUGGCUCUUCUACCCUGAACCCAUCCACUUCGAGCAGCACACAGGGUGAUCCUGCCUUCCCUGAGAUGAAUGGCAACGGUACUGCAGCCCCCAUGGACUUCACUGCCACUGCUGAGGAUCAGCCGAUCAACUUGUGUGAUAAGCUCCCACCAGGCACAGCGCUGGGCACACCGUCCUACCCCUCAGAUGGCUGUGGCACUGACGGGCUGCGGAGCCGUGUCAAGUAUGGGGUAAAGAGCACUCCUGAGUCUCCCCCCUACAGCUCUGGGAGCUAUGAUUCCAUCAAGACUGAGGUCAGUGGCUGUCCUGAGGACCUAACAGUGGGCCGGGCCCCCACAGCAGAUGAUGACGAUGAUGAUCAUGAUGACCAUGAGGACAAUGACAAGAUGAAUGACUCAGAGGGCAUGGACCCUGAGCGGCUCAAGGCCUUCAAUAUGUUUGUGCGGCUGUUUGUGGAUGAGAACCUGGACCGCAUGGUGCCCAUCUCCAAGCAGCCCAAGGAGAAGAUCCAGGCCAUCAUUGAGUCAUGCAGCCGGCAGUUCCCUGAGUUCCAGGAGCGGGCCCGCAAGCGCAUUCGCACAUACCUCAAGUCCUGUCGUCGCAUGAAGAAGAAUGGCAUGGAGAUGACCAGACCCACUCCUCCCCACCUGACCUCAGCCAUGGCAGAAAACAUCCUAGCAGCUGCCUGUGAGAGUGAGACGAGAAAAGCAGCUAAAAGGAUGCGCCUGGAGAUCUACCAGUCCUCACAAGACGAACCCAUAGCCUUGGAUAAGCAACACUCUCGGGACUCCACAGCCAUCACCCAUUCCACCUACUCACUGCCAGCCUCUGCCUACUCCCAGGACCCUGUGUAUGUCAAUGGUGGCCUCAACUACAGCUACCGUAGCUAUGGGUCCUUGAGCAGCAACCUGCAGCCCUCUGCUUCCCUCCAGACAGGAAAUCACAGUAAUGGGCCCACAGACCUCAGCAUGAAAGGUGGGGCCUCUACACCCACCCCUCCCACACCCACCCCUCCCAGCAACAGCACCAGCAGGACCAUGCCCACGGCUCAGCUCAGCCCCACAGAGAUCAGCGCUGUGCGGCAGCUCAUUGCCGGCUACCGAGAGUCUGCAGCCUUCCUGCUGCGUUCUGCGGAUGAACUGGAAAACCUCAUUUUACAGCAGAACUGACCCCACUGGCCCCAGAAUGCACGACACCAGGGAAGGAGGCUGUCCCAGCUUGGACCCAGCUUCCUGCCUCACCAGUUGGUACAUUUUCUGAAAGAGGUGGGAUCCAAAAGAGCUGUUUCUAGCCACAGUCCGAGCAUCUGAGACUUUGGGCACAAGGACACUUUUUUUUUUCCUUUUCCUUUUUUUUUGUUUUUUGUUUUUUUAAUUUCACCACACGGGUGCUCUGACCUGCUUGGAAAGAGGCCAAUGGGGCAGCUCUAGAAGGAUUGGGCUCCCCUGACAAGGCACAGGGGCUGCAGCUCUACUUAGAAUUCACCUUCAUGGACCCUGAUGUUAGAACCCCCAUCCCAAUUAUUACCUUUGAAGUCUUAGGUGAGCAGAAUUGCAUAUUUAUUGAGAAGAGCAAACGUGGACCCUUUCUUCCUCUCCCCUUAGUAAUUUAUUUUUCUGAAAUGGAUUCUUUUGUGUUUGUACAGAUUGCCAGUCUGUGUCUGUCUGAUCAGAAGGAUGUAUCCCUGUACCUAACAUUCCAUAUCACUACACUGACGUGGGCUGGAGGCCAGCAGAGUUAGGCACCAGCUCGCCUUUCGAGUGCCCAGCACACCCUUGGGAAGGCUACCACACUCCACUAGGCUAUCUUGUUGCAGAUCCCAGUGCUGCCACAGGGACACUGCCAGGAACUGCCAAACAGGAGGACCUCACCCGCACCCACUGCAAACAAAAGCACCCACCCACCCUCCAGAGUUCCAGUCACACGGUCACCUGUAUUCUACCUCACACUCCAGCGUGGGCUUUUCCAGGAUGUGCUCCAAGUGUGUUCUGAAUGGCUGUCUCCCCAACUCCCACACAAUGUAUCUAUCUGCAUCAGACCGAGAGUCUUGGCCCUACAAACCAGCAGCUUGCCAUUGCCUGGCUCUUAGAGAUCUUGGAAGGAUGCAGUGCCAGGAGCUGGUCAAGGACCCAGGUCUGAUGAGCACAGGCCUCAGCCCCAGAUAACCUGCUAGAAGGGCCACUUCUUCAUGGCCAGCUCUGUCAGGCACCUGUGUGCCCCAGGGUGGACUGUGCUUCCACCCUCACCUCAUGGUGGGAGUAAAGGGGAGUAAAGGGAGUAAUUGGUGCAAGUGUGUUUGGGGGGGUACUUGUGUUCUCCUAGGACCAGACUUUCUUGUGGAAAGGCCUGUCCUCUAAGAAACCCAAGUCCCUGGAGUGUGACAAGGGACAAGAAAAAGCUGACCUGGUUUCCUUCCUUCCUGAUAGGCACUUCCUCUUGCUCUGUGCAAUACCUACCAGUGCUGCUAAAACCAGGGAUUCACCCAGACCUCAGCAGGCCAGGGGGCCUCUCCCUCAACACUCUGUAGCCAUGACAGCAGCACUCUGCUGCCUGCCCCUGCCCAGAGCUGGCAGAAGCCCUUUUGCCUUUCCUCCCUCAGAGCAAGGAGGCCUCAGGGGAGCUAGGGCUGAGUGGACACUAGGACAGCCACAAAAAGCCACCUUCGAUCCCAGAGCAGGUGUCCCUUCCCAGACAGGUGGGCAGGCAGCGCAGCGCAGAUUCAGGGCUGCCAGGCAGGGCUCUUCACCCUGCACAUGUCCUCCCUGGGGUUAAAUGUGGUCUUUUAGAUGGCCUCCAAUGCCUACCCAGUCACACCACCUCUGCCUUCAUGUGCCCGCUCACCAGGCCUCUGGACUGGGCCAGGACACCUGAGCCCCCUUCGUACAGCACAAGCUCCAGUGCCCAGGGCCUCCCCACAGCUGGCCAACCAUGUGCCCGGUUCCCCACCUGCUCAGUAAGACUCCUGGAUGUUUGAAUUUGUGUAAAUAUUUAUUUUUGUGUGUGAAUACUACAAAGUAAUCAGAUCUUUUGCAAAAUGUUACCCCAGCAAUUUGUGAAAAUAUUAAUGUUAAAAAUUGGCAGAGACAAUCGCCGCCCUAGAAUUUCUGGUAUCAAUUGCUUACCGUGUUGUUUCUGCCCCCAGAGGCAGUACCCCAGCUAGACACAAAUGGUUUGCAUUUCUGGAAGACGAGAGAAGAGACUAGGCAGGGACUCCUCCCUCCACCCCCGUGGGACACAUCUGUAAGAGUGAGCAUGAUCUACAUCUUAAGUGGUGUUUCCUAAGUGCAAGCAGUCUUUAUCAGUCACCAUAGCUACUGUCUGGAGCAGCCACCAGCAGCCUGCUCCCAGAGUAUGGUAUAAGCAUAGGUUCUACAUGUUUUCAAGAGAAGCAGAACCAGUGCCAGUGCUGAUGGCUUCCAGAGGGACUGCAGGACAGUGGAUGCUGUCAUGCUGACCUGGACUUCCUCCCAGAGAAGCUGUCCCGAAAGCCUCAGAGACAGCCCUAUCAGGAGCAAGUUAAUAUGGACAGAGGAUUCUAUUACCUGGUUCAGUCAGGGGACUUGUUCUGUUUUACUUUUGUUUUAAAAGAUGCAGCUUCAAGCCUUCCCCUUGACUUGGGCCUGCCUUUUCCCGGGAGAGCUCCCCAAAGCCCUGCCCUAUAGCCACUUGAGGCUGAUGGAAGGUUUAGGGCACAAAGUGGAAAUGCAGUGUAGGAUACACCAGUGCCAGAGUCCUUGCAGGGCAGAUCCUGCAGGUGUCAAGAGAAGUGGUGGAUGACCCGCUAGAGCAGUGAUGGCGUACAUGGCCUUUUCUCGCACCACUCAACAAAUACAGUUUAUUCCCAAGGAUGGUGUUGGGGAGGGGCGGGCAAGCAGGGCGAGGAGGGUCUUAAGAGGACUUGGAACAGAUGGAACCCAUCUGUCCUUCCCUAUUCUCAAGGGCCACAUAUGACUCCACAGGUGGUUAUAGGAUUAACUACCAGUUCAUUCUCAAAAUGCUGCUUUGAUCUCAGAGGGUUGAUACUUUUAAUUUGUAAUUUUUUGUAAAACUUUUUACAAGAUAGUAAAGUAUUUCAUCAGAAUACCAGUUUCAAUCCGUCCGUGGUCUGAUUUUUAUAUAAUUUAGUGGUGCUUUAGAAACUUUGUUUUGUUGUUUCUGAGCUCAACAGCUCAAUCCUCUCUUGCCUGUAUCUACCUAAGACCAAUGUGAACCUUUGUAUUUUGCUCCUAAUUUUGGACUCAGUGGAAGUGUACUGUUUACAUGUACAGAUGCCCCAUCCCUGUGUGUUCUGCAAGACGCGUGCUCGAGGAGGAAGAUGCACCUCACUAGCUCAUCUGCUUAGCAAAGCCACAAAGCAAAACCUCUCACUUUGUACCCGUUUCCACCUAAAAACAAAACCCUACACCACCUUGAACUCAGACUUGCCAACACACGCUGCCUGGUGGACGCCCUGUGCCUCUAUCAUGUGUUCACUUAGGAGAGGAAUCAAGAUAGCACCUUCUAUCCGCUGGGUAUGAGCUAGCACACAGAGGAGACAGCAAGGCAGGACUUCACUGACCAGCUCUGGGAGGAAGUUCUUUGGGCAGCAGGCAAUAGAAGAAGAAAAGAGGACUCAUGGGUCUUCGGGAGCAAGCCAGGCAGGAUUUAGGGACAACACAAGAAGUCAUCAAUCUGCUGGCAUAACUGAGAUGCGUGUUGGAAGAGCAUAAAUUCCAUAUCAGGUGAGACUGUGACUUUCAGUGCAGAUGGUACAAGCACUUCUUCAGGGUUCCCAUCACCUCUGGGGAGGGUCAGGGGCUCCAGACAGUAAGCAUAAGGCACUUACCGCAAGCAGUGGAUGGCACCAACUUUUAAAGGUGACUUUAUUAAUCAAUGGUUUCACCGCUAAAUUAUAUUUUUACAGAUAUGCACCUAUGCAACUUAAUGUGGCUCUUCUAAGCAGGUGAGGACCUCCUCCUCAAUGCUCUAUAAAGUGUUUGUGUUCUGUAGAGUUCCCAGUAAAUGUGGCUUAAUACUUUAAUUCUUAGGAUGUGUCUUUCUACGUGAUGCGGCUACUAAAUUCUGUUUUGUUUGUGGAAUGACUAGCACAGGCCGAUGCCCUCUUUCCCUCACUUACCAGAAGACCAAUGAGCUGUUAAUGAGCGGUUAUCUCCAUGGUAUUACUGCUAAAUGCACUGAUGUCAUAAGUAUGUGGAACCCUUUUCCUUUUGAAACUGUGUAUCAUAUACCAGACUGAAUCUACUUAAUAAACACUGAACAACAAACCCAAAGCUGAGCUUUGCCU
Messenger RNA from Microtus ochrogaster (prairie vole), 6186 nucleotides. RefSeq names its product nucleolar protein 4 like (gene Nol4l). The record is from RefSeq and is a predicted model, not a curated record. Lineage: Eukaryota; Metazoa; Chordata; Mammalia; Rodentia; Cricetidae.